This is a messenger RNA of Daucus carota subsp. sativus, 2149 nucleotides long. RefSeq lists its product as uncharacterized. NCBI's taxonomy places the organism in Eukaryota, Viridiplantae, Streptophyta, Magnoliopsida, Apiales, Apiaceae. Gene Ontology annotation, cellular component: precatalytic spliceosome; post-mRNA release spliceosomal complex; U2-type catalytic step 2 spliceosome. The coding region runs from base 80 to 2068 and encodes 662 amino acids. The transcript has a single exon. The record is from RefSeq and is a predicted model, not a curated record. Gene Ontology annotation, biological process: spliceosomal complex assembly; mRNA splicing, via spliceosome. Gene Ontology annotation, molecular function: protein binding.
UACAUACAAACCCUAAUACUCCCUUGUUCUCUGUAUCUUCGAUUCCGAUCUUCACACAAUCUGCAUUAUCAUCACCAACAUGGCGUCCGCGCUCCCGCGCCCAACGAGAGUCAAAAACAAGACUCCCGCGCCGAUCCAAAUCACCGCCGAGCAAAUCCUCCGAGACGCUCGCGAGCUGCAAGAACCGGAGAUCCGACCGCCCAAACAGAAGAUCACAGACUCAACCGAGCUCUCCGAUUAUCGUCUCCGUAAGCGAAAAGAAUUCUCCGAGGAGUCCAAGGAUUUUAAUCGGGCGCGGUCGGUGUGUGAGCGCGCGUUGGAUCUCGAUUAUCGAGAUCACACAAUGUGGCUUAAGUAUGCUGAUAUGGAGAUGAAGAAUAAGUUUAUUAAGCAUGCUAGGAAUGUUUGGGAUAGGGCGGUUACGGUGUUACCGAGAGUUGAUCAGUUGUGGUAUAAGUAUAUUCAUAUGGAGGAGAUGUUGGGGAAUGUGGCGGUCGCGAGGCAGAUUUUCGAGAGGUGGAUGAGUUGGGAGCCGGAUUCGCAGGCUUGGUUGAUGUAUAUUAAGUUUGAAUUGAGGUAUAAUGAGAUAGGGAGAGCCAGAGGGGUUUUUGAGAGGUUCGUUGAGUGUAGACCGGAGGUGAAUGCGUGGAUUAGAUUUGCCAGGUUUGAGAUGAAGAAUGGGGAUAUUGGGAGGGCGAGGAGUGUUUAUGAGCGGGCGGUUGAUAAGUUGGGGGAUGAUGAGGAGGCAGAGAGUUUGUUUGUUGCGUUUGCAGAGUUUGAGGAGAAGUGUAAUGAGACGGAGAGGGCGAGGGUUAUAUAUAAGUAUGCGCUUGAUCAUAUGCCAGGAAGGGGGGAGGAUUUGUAUAGGAAGUUUGUGGCGUUUGAGAAGCGGUAUGGUGAUAGGGAAGGGAUUGAGGAUGCGAUUGUUGGGAAGAGGAGGUUUCAGUAUGAGGAUGAAGUGAGGAAGAAUCCGUUGAAUUAUGAUUCUUGGUUUGAUUAUAUCAGGUUGGAGGAGAGUGUUGGGAACAAGGACAGGAUUAGGGAGGUCUAUGAACGUGCCACUGCUAAUAUUCCUCCGGCUGAAGAGAAGCGUUAUUGGCAGCGUUAUAUAUACCUUUGGAUUAAUUAUGCCUUGUAUGAGGAACUUGAUGCACAGGACGUGGAGCGAAGCAAAGAUGUUUAUAGGGAGUGUAUCAAGUUGAUUCCUCAUAAUCAGUUUUCCUUUGCAAAAGUCUGGUUGCUGGCUGCCCAGUUUGAGAUAAGGCAAUUAAAUCUUGAAGGUGCUCGGUUGAUACUUGGACAAGCUAUUGGGAGGGCCCCUAAAGACAAGAUAUUUAAAAAGUACAUUGAAAUUGAGCUUCAACUCGGCAACAUAGACCGAUGCAGAAAGCUGUAUGAAAAGUACUUGGUGUGGUCACCAGAAAAUUGCUAUGCUUGGAGCAAGUAUGCGGAGUUGGAAAGAUCUUUAAGUGAAACAGACAGAGCUAGAGCCAUUUUGGAGCUGGCAAUUGCUCAACCUGCACUGGAUAUGCCAGAGUUGUUAUGGAAGGCAUACAUUGACUUUGAGAUAUCUGAGGGCGAAUUUGAAAAAACGAGACGACUGUAUGAGAGACUUCUUGAGCGUACAAAGCACUUGAAGGUGUGGAUCAGCUUUGCAAAAUUUGAGGCAUCUGCUAUGAUAGAGAAUCAGGAUCCUGAAUUGCCUGAAGAUGAAACCAAGCAGUCACAGCAGCUUCAGUGCCUCGAGAAUGCCAGAAAGGUUUUUGAGAGUGCUAUCAACUACUUCAGGACAUCUGCUCCUGACCUGAAAGAGGAAAGAGCCAUGUUGCUAGAAGAAUGGUUAAACCUGGAGAGCAGUAUUGGCGAGCUUGGGGAUGUAAGUUUGGUGCGUGCAAAGAUGCCGAAAAAAUUCAAGAAGCGGAGGCUUAUCGACACCGAGGAUGGUCCUGCUGGUCACGAGGAGUACAUCGACUACAUCUUCCCUGAAGAAGCACAAGCCCCAAAUAUGAAGUUUUUAGAUGCUGCUUACAAGUGGAAAAAGCAAAAGACGGCCAGCAACCAAUACUGAAAUUUUCUAGCCACUACCUAUUUUUACAUAACAUUAGUCAUUUAUUUUAUAUUAAUGAAUGGAAAAUUCAUUUUCCUCCUC